UAUGACAUGACAUAAUUGAACUAUUUGAACUUUAUUCACGUCGGUGGUGAAGUACAUCUUAAUUUAUAUUUUCUUCUUCCGGGUUCAUUUAUAUUUUAUUAUUACCUAUAUCAAAGAGUGCCAUAAAAGUUAUUAAAAUGUCGUGUCUUAAUGUUAUUUCUCGUAAUUUUUCAACUUCUGUGGCCCGUGCAGCUAUUAAAAAUAUCACUGUUGUCGGAGGUGGUUUAAUGGGUUCAGGUAUUGCCCAAGUAUCGGCCCAAACUGGUCACAAUGUAACAAUUGUCGAGCUCAAUCAGGAUGUUUUAGACAAAACUCAUAAGAGCAUUCAACAGAAUUUACAGAGAUUUGCUAAAAAGGCUUACAAGGAAAAACCUCAAGAAGGUGAGAAUUUUGUUUCAGAAACUUUAUCAAGAAUUAGUACUUCUACAAAAAUAGUUGAUGUAGUACAAGAUUCAGAUUUGGUGUUGGAAGCCAUUGUUGAAAACUUGUCUGUCAAACACAAACUUUUCAAGUCCAUAGAUGACGUUGCACCAGCAAAGACUAUAUUUGCUUCCAAUACGUCAUCAUUGUCUAUCACUGAAAUUGCAGCUGUUUGUAAGAGGAAAGACAAAUUUGCAGGAUUACAUUUUUUCAACCCUGUACCGGUGAUGAAAUUAUUAGAAGUUAUCAGAACUCCGGAAACAUCUGAUGAAACUUAUGAAACAUUAAUGGCUUGGGCAAAAACUAUUGGUAAAACAGCUAUUACUUGCAAGGACACUCCUGGAUUCGUAGUUAAUAGACUUCUAGUUCCAUUGUUGGCUGAAUCGGUUAGAAUGUUGGAGAGAGGCGAUGCUUCUGCUAGGGAUAUUGACAUUGCAAUGAAAUUAGGCGCAGGACACCCAAUGGGACCUAUUGAGUUGGCAGAUUAUGUUGGACAUGAUACUACUAAUUCAAUUAUAAAUGGAUGGCAUGAAAAAUUCCCAGAAAAUCCAUUGUUCAAUCCAUUACCAACUUUACAGAAAUUAGUUGAUGAAAAAAAAUUGGGUGUCAAGACUGGUGAAGGAUUUUACACUAUAAGAAAUAACAUUCUUAUUUAUUAAUAUAUUUUGGGGGCAGUAAUAUAAUAUCAUUUUAAUUGUAUUUGUAUCUUAAUUUUUAAAAUUGUAGUAAUAAUUAUUGAAAAAUGAAAGUUUUGUACACACUUAUUGUUUUAUUUUAAAAAAUUUAUAUUUAUCAGCGUUUCAAAUAAACCCAUCUAUUUUAAAUAAAUAAA
Messenger RNA from Aphis gossypii (cotton aphid), 1252 nucleotides. Its product is annotated as hydroxyacyl-coenzyme A dehydrogenase, mitochondrial-like. NCBI's taxonomy places the organism in Eukaryota, Metazoa, Arthropoda, Insecta, Hemiptera, Aphididae. Gene Ontology annotation, molecular function: (3S)-3-hydroxyacyl-CoA dehydrogenase (NAD+) activity; NAD+ binding. Gene Ontology annotation, cellular component: mitochondrion. Bases 138 to 1079 code for a protein of 313 amino acids. The record is from RefSeq and is a predicted model, not a curated record. Gene Ontology annotation, biological process: fatty acid beta-oxidation. The transcript has a single exon.